AUGCCACCACGGAUUAGAAGACGUAUUACAUCCUCGAAACGAGAUGAAAUUGAAAAGUUACAAGAAGAACUGAGUCAGCAGAUUGUACGACCGUUUGAAAAUGUGCACAACUUUCCAGUAACAUAUUCAUCAACUGCACAAGAGUCGUUUCUCCAUCAACCAUUAACAAUUAAGGAUACUGGUAUUUUGUAUCUUUCUAUAAUUCGGUCUCGAGCUACUUAUUUGCGUCUGUGUCCAAUGUUCCAACUAUAUUGGGUUAAACAGUCUAGCUAUAUAAAAAAGCUUCUCGAGAAGGAUAAACCUGUUCCACUGCAUUUAACGAACGAAGGUGUUUCUGCUAGUCGAUCAAGUGUCCUUAACAACGACGUUAGCGCAAGAGACAUCAUGGUUAAACUUUUAGAAUGCGGGUUGACUAUUGGUGUGCACUACUUUGACAUCAGAGUGUUUAUUGCCAAGGAUGAGCGUAGCAACACCAAGGAAGAAAAGAUGAGACUUAAACAGGAGCGACUUGAGAAAAAAGCACAAAAGGAACAAGAAAAGUUGGAACGUAAAUUGAAGCGUGAACAAGAAGCAAAGGAAAGAGAAGAAAGAAAGCGACUUAAGGAAUUGGAGAAGCUAGAAAAAUUGGAAAGAUUAGAGAAGCUAAAACAAAGUCCUGCCCCUACUGCUGCUCCUACUGCUGCCCCUACUGUUGCUCCUACUGCUGAUACUACUGCUGCUCCUACUGCUGAUACUACUGCUGCUCCUACUGAUUCUACUCAAGCUUCCACUUCUACUGCUCAAAUACCUGUUGCUUCCACCGAUGCUACCGUUUUGCCAACAGCAGCUUCUGGACUGUCAUUAGGAGAUGUGUCUAAUCCAAUUAAGUUAACAGGUGUAAAGGAUGAAAAAAUGGAGAACGGUGAUGACGAGUUAAAAGGUAUUUCCAAAAAUGAAAACCCAGAAGUAAAAUUAACGAAAAGCGGAAAGCCAAGAAAAGAACGCAAAACCAAACCUAAAGCACCGAAAGAACCUAAGCAACCUAAACAACCUAAACAACCCAAAGCACCUAAACAACCUAAACAACCUAAACAACCUAAACAACCUAAAGAACCUAAGCAACCCAAAGCUCCUAAAGAACCUAAAUUGUCUAAAUCAUCUAAAACGAAACAACCAUCUGAUGACAUGCAAUCUCCCGAGAAUAGACUCAUGAUUGAAAAUUUAAACUACCUUGCACGUCUCGAUGUGUCACUCAACGAGCUUAUGAACAAAGUAGCAAGCGGGAUGGCACUGGUACCGGAAAUAUUACUUUUCCAAAAGUACAUUGAAAAAGCAAGGCAAUUAGGACACCCUCCACACAAUGAACAAGAUGUUCUUCAGUCUUUAGCGGCAAUCAAAAAUGGAGGCAAAUCUGAAAUGAUCGGUAUAAAUCGAGAAUUAAGUUCUGUGCAAGAAGUGCAACUGGAAGCAGAGAAAGGUGGUAGUGGACGCAGCGUUUCGAAGGAGGUUCUGUCAGAAACAGAUAUUAAGACCGAAGAGAAGGAUCAUAAUCCAACUCCAUCUCUGUUACUGAGUCAAGCAAACAAUGUCGUCGAUGCCAGACCGUCUAAGGAUAAUUUAUGUUCAGACCAAAAUGCAUCAAGCAAUUUCAAGCACAACUUUCGAGAUCAAACUAACAGCGCUCCGGAAGUGCAAAAUGAUAUUGGCUCCACCAGUUCGCCAAUAAAUUCCAAGACUUCUGAUACGAUGCAAGAACAAAACGACGCAAAGGAUUUGCGACCAGAUGUGGAACACGGUCUAGUAGAACUCGAAGCUCCAAAGCCGUCCACUUUAGUAACUAAUCCUCCAGUGGUGGUCCAGCUGGAAAACGAUUCUCCGAAAGAUGAUCAGGUUAAAAAAUACACCCUGGUGCAACCUGAACAUCAGACUCAACCUGAACUUGAACAACAACCUCAAUCUGAACCUCAAUCUGAACCUCAAUCUGAACCUCAAGCUCAACAUCAACCUGAACCACAACUUGAACAUCAAUCUCAACCUGAACCACAACCUGAACCUGAACAUCAAUCUCAACCUGAACCACAACCUGAACAUCAAUCUCAACCUGAACCACAACCUGAACCACAACCUGAACCACAACCUGAACCACAACCUGAACCACAACCUGAACCUGAACAUCAACCUCAACCUGACCAUCAACCUCGAUCUGAACCUCAAACUCAACAUCAACCUCAAUCUGAACAUCAAUCUGAACCUAAACCUGAACCUGAGCAUCAAUCCGAAGUUAAGCUCGAACAAUCACUGACUUUCAAAAACCCAGAAGGAGUUGAGACCGAGGCUCAACACGGUUUUCCAAAAGCUAGAGAUGCAAAAUUGACUGCUUUUCAGGAAAAAUAUCUGAAUGAUGCAACUGUGUUGUUUGAAUUCUUGGAAAAUCUCAACGUUCGCUUCCAGUUUCCAAAACAUGCGAUUUGCGAGGUUCUUGAACCAUCAACCAUGGUAAAUGCUGAAAACGGCGACAAUUCCGAUACAAGCGACAUAUUGGUAAGUUUUUUGUGGAUUCAUAACCAGCAUAAAGUUGACGAAUAUGAGUUUUUACUUAAAGAAUAUCAUGAAAAAAAGAAGGCAUUAGAGGAAGAGGAAGAAGCGGAAAAGGAAAAAGCCAGAAAAGAGAAAGAGGAAAAAGAAAAAGAGGAAAAAGAAAAAGAAAAAGAAAGGGAGAAGGAAAAUGAGAAUUCUGAUUUAAUGGAUAUAGACGAAAAAACAUCAUCAGUCGAUGGAGGUGAGGCAUCUUUGCUUGAAAGUAAUCAAACAGAUGAUUUAAGUAAUGAUGCUUCUUCCAUAAAGCUUCUAAAUAUCACAGAAGGCGAUAAGGAAAUGGAAACGGGAAACGAAAUUAAGGUACAAGAGAUCAGUGUUCAGGGAGAAGAAGAAAAAGAGGAUGCAAAAAGUAUUAAUAAUGAAGCUGAAGGAACCAAUGGUUAUUCACAAGAGAAAGCAGCUAUUGAUGAUUCUUUGAUGAUUCCUGCCAAGAGACGUGCCCCACCAAUUAGACGAGGAGGUAAAAAGAAGCGCAAGGGGCCAAGAUCAAAAAAACCAACGGCAACCGGAACUUCUGCUCCUGCUGCAUCAAAGUCUUUGAAGCCUCCGCCUGAGCCAAAUUAUCUUUAUUCGAGUAUGUCAUUCACCAUCCAUGGCAUACCAAACAAAUUUGUUCCUUUAUUUGUCAACAGCUUUCAUCCCGUAGACGAAGUUCGAACUAAAAUGGAACACAUCUUGGAAGUCGGAACAAGGCUCUCCCCGUACCAAUUGUGGUAUCAAGUUGAUGGCAAGUUGGAUGAAGAAUUAGCAGAGAAUGUUAGAGUCGAGUUGAAAAAUGAAGAAAAGAAAAUGACAGGUAUUCCGCAUGAAAAGCCCGAGCCGAGAAAAUACCCAAAAAGGAAGAGAGAGGUUAGAGAAGAUAAUACUGUUAAAAUUGAGGGACAUGUUGAUCCAGAGUUAAAUAUGCAUGGUGCAAGUUCAAGUGUAUCAAUGACCUCAAACACAUGUCCCGUUGCAAGUACAAAUAAUGGCCUGCAUAGCGACCAGGAACACGUCAAUAGGAAGCUGAGUAGUUCUCAAAUCCUGGAAUCUGUCACUGAGAAGGAAUUUACAUCGAAACCUGAAAGUAUAAGUGUUUAA
Messenger RNA from Lodderomyces elongisporus, 3657 nucleotides. RefSeq lists its product as uncharacterized. The transcript has a single exon. Gene Ontology annotation, molecular function: ATP-dependent H2AZ histone chaperone activity. Bases 1 to 3657 code for a protein of 1218 amino acids. Gene Ontology annotation, biological process: chromatin remodeling. Gene Ontology annotation, cellular component: Swr1 complex. Lineage: Eukaryota; Fungi; Ascomycota; Pichiomycetes; Serinales; Debaryomycetaceae. The record is from RefSeq and is a predicted model, not a curated record.